Nerophis lumbriciformis (worm pipefish) is the source of this 5855-nucleotide messenger RNA. Its product is annotated as junction-mediating and -regulatory protein-like. The record is from RefSeq and is a predicted model, not a curated record. Gene Ontology annotation, molecular function: transcription coactivator activity; Arp2/3 complex binding. Gene Ontology annotation, biological process: 'de novo' actin filament nucleation; intrinsic apoptotic signaling pathway by p53 class mediator; Arp2/3 complex-mediated actin nucleation. Gene Ontology annotation, cellular component: cytoplasm; nucleus. NCBI's taxonomy places the organism in Eukaryota, Metazoa, Chordata, Actinopteri, Syngnathiformes, Syngnathidae.
UCAGCUAUGUAAACAUGUCAAUGUUAUUAGCCGGGCUAACCACACAAGACAAGAAGACUACACGGUCUUGGCCCGACACUGUCGCUCCCUUUCGAUGUCGUCAUUCUAUCGUGGGUUCGGGAUUUAUGGCGGUCAUGUUUUCGUCACUUUAGGGUGGGAAGGGUGAGGAGGAAGAGGUCUGCGGUAGUUGGGCACGGAGAUGCUAGUGGUGUUAUGCUAAUGAUGAAGCUAACGGAGACUGGUUGUUGGACAUCCAAGUGCAUGAAAAUGACGCCGCUUUAUUCCAAAAGCACCGAAUGAUAACCGGCCGGGGGAGCGGCGUCGUCUCAGCGGGCGGCGAAUGGCGUUAUAAACCCGCUACACGCACAGUUUGCACCAGAGCAGCGGUGGUGCCUUCAAUGCGCAUAGCCGUGUAGUUCCAUCACUUUGCGUAAAGAUGUCAUUCACCAUGGAGGAUCAUUUGGAGUCGGGCUGGGUCGCUGUCCGCCCCAAUGCGUUCGAGGAGAAGGAGAAGCAUAAAUUUGUCUUCAUCGUCGCAUGGAACGAAGUGGAAGGCAAAUUUGCCAUCACAUGUCACAACAGAACGGCGCAAAGGAGAAGCUUUGGCAGCGGCAGGGAGGAGGAUGGAGACAAAACAACAUGGCUGGUAACUAGUCCUGCAGGGGAUAAAGUGUCCCGGAGCCCUGGCUUAGGACCAAGAGAGACUGCGGUGCAAGGCCUUAAAAGCAAACUUCCAGGUUCCAAACUAAGUCCUGUUAAAAUGAAGACUGUGGUCAACAAUGUGUCUUGUCAUGUUAGUCCCGAUCUCGAGGAUCUCUGUGUGGACACUCCGGACCUGGAGGACAGUCUGAGCCGGGAGGACUGCAGUUGGGCAGGACUCUUUUCCUUCCAGGACCUGCGGGCGGUGCACCAGCAGCUGUGUUCCGUCGACUCGGUCCUGGAGCCCUGUCUCCCUGUCUUUCCGGAGGAACCAAGCGGGAUGUGGUCGGUGCUGUUCGGGCCGGCCGAGGUCUCGGAGACUGAGAUGGAUGACCUGUGUUCUAAGUUACAGCUCUACCUGGGCCAUGCGCUCGACCUAUGCGGCUGGAAGAUCCUCUCCCAGCUUCUGUUCACUGAAAACGACGACCUGGAUGAGUACUACGAGAGCCUCAGCGAGCUGAAGCAGUCUGGCUACGAGGAAGUGCUUCAGCAUGAAAGUAAACAUCUGCAGGAGCUGCUGGAAAGACACAGGAGUAUGGACAGCAUGGUAGACUUGUUGGAGCUUUAUGAGGAAGAGGACCAGGCUUACGGAUGCUUGCUGGAGGCCUCCACGCAGCUGUACCAGUACCUGCUGCAGCCGUUCCGAGACAUGAGGGAGCUAGCAAUGCUGCGCAGACAACAAAUCAAGAUCUCCAUGGAGAACGACUACCUGGGCCCGAGGCGCGUUGAAUCCCUGAAGAAGGAAGACUCUGAUUGGCAGAGGAAAGCUCAGGAGGCGGUCCUUAUUAUCCAGGAAUUCACUGUAAAAUACUUUGAGACAACUGCGAGAGCACAGAAAGGUGUUUAUGAGCGAAUGAAGGUGGACCAGCGCAAGUUUGGUAAGGCCUCAUGGACAGCAGCAGUGGAGCGCAUGGAGAGACUCCGCUACUCUGUCGCCAAGGAAACCCUGCAGCUGCAGAGAGCCCGGGAGAUCAGCCUGGAGCAACGGAAGCACACGCUUAGAGAAGAGAUGCAGAGCCUGUGUAGCAGCGAGCAUGCCAUGACCCUACUGGACCACAUGGAGUCCCAGUACUAUGAGCUGCAGCUGCAACUGUAUGACAUCCAGUCGGAGAUCCUUCAGUGUGAAGAGCUGCUUCUCACAGCCCAGCUCGACAGCAUUCGAAGACAGAUGACCGAACGUCACGAUGAGGUGGUGUAUUACGACACCUUCGAAAGCGCAACAGAUAUUACACAAGAGGACACAGCAGAGAAGGAAGAACUGCACAGGCUUCAGGUCAGCGCACGGCGACUGGAGGCGAGAAGGGGACGCAUCACUGCCAAGCGCUCUUAUUUGAGGAGCAAGCGGGAGAUAUGCGUGUCAAACCACAUGGAGAAACAGCAGAUGCGGCAAAGCACGCAGAAAGACGUCUUAUCUCAGCACGUCUUACAGCUGAGGCUUGAUGAAGAAGAGGAUGAGAGAAAGAACAGCAGAGUGCGUCAAGAGAGACAAAGGACUCUGGAUCGACUUCGCACCUUCAAGCAGCGGUACCCGGGUCAGGUGACUCUCAAGUCCACUCGAAUGCGUGUGGCGCACAGCAGAAGGAGAGAGCGGGGAAAGAUCGUACCAACGGAUGGCGGAAACGAGAGGGAGGAGCGUUCCGACCCCGUUCGCACGCGGAGUCCGGGCAAGCAGCCCCUAUUCCUCAGCACCAGCGUGCAGACAGACCUCAGCUCCGCGCUCACCACCCAGCCUGUCGCAGGCCUGGCAGCGUCACUUCCUCCACUGCCUGUGCCCAGUCCCGCUGAUUCCUUCUGCUCUCCCUGCUCCCUGUCCUCCCUGCUGGCAUCUCCUGCAUCACCACCACCUCCGCCGCCUCCUCCGCCUCUCCUGCCAAUACGGGAGCAGGUGUCCCCCUCGGAGGAGAAGAGUGGUGCAGAAGUGCUUCCUCUCUCGCCGCUCGGCCCCUUCCAACCUCGCUUCUUUGACAGCAGCCAGCUGGUGAGCGCCCGCAAAAAACUGAGGAAGACGCCAGAGUUUGACGGCCGCAACAGACGAGCGAGCUCCCCCAUGGACGAGGUGCUGGCCUCCCUGAAGAGAGGCAGCUUCCACCUGAAGAAGGUGGACCAGCGGCCCCUUCCUCCUCCCGCCGACAGUGACGAUGACCCUAACAGCAUCUUAGUACAGAUCCGCAAGGGAGUCAAGUUGAGGCAAGUCCCGCAAAAAGAGAGGAAAGGUCAGGACGAGGCCGCCAGUGACCCUCUUACCAGAAGCAUCUAUGAGGCACUCCGCCGUAUCAAAGAGGCCUCGCCGGAGUCGGACUCUGAUGAUGAUGGGCUGGGCGGCCCCGACUGGGAAAGCUAGAGUUUCAGGCUCAGAUGCAACACAUUCCUCUACACUGUCAGAAGUAGGAGUACAGUCGGAGUCCAUUUCUUUUCCUUCAGGUACACAAUCUACACUCAUGUACCCCAAUGGAAGUAUUACAAAGUUACCCUUUUUCGAGUGUCAAAAAGUUACACAUAUGCUCCCAAACGACAAAAAGACGCUUCAGUGACAACAUAUUAUUUGAGUGUUGGGUGUCCAUAUACACACACGUAAGCAUACACACACACGCACACACUACUACAGUAGUAGGGGGUCGUCAUACUACUCAUCUAAUAAGGUGGUCAAAGGUCAUUUUGUUUUUGCACGCUGCGGUGACCAUCAUAAUCAUUUGUACUGUAUUUUAUUUCAAAAGUCCCACUACUGUACAUUGAUGCUAUACUUAUUUGUGAUUAUAUCUUUGCGCCACGCUAUUUACUAUUUUAAACUAUCGAGGAUAGGGGUGUCCAAAGUGCGGCCCGCAACACAUAUUUAAAAUACUAUUACAAAAAAAACCAGAAAAAAGUGGAACAAAAGAGCAAACAGGUGCAAUGUAACGAGAAAAUGUUACUAUAAUGACACUAAUAACACAAAGCUGCCAUGCAGGCAGUUUUUUUUUUACUUUAAAACUAGAAUGGCUCGAAAAAAAAUAAAAACUUAUAAUAGACAGAUAGAUCUGAAGUUGGUCUGGACCAGCGGUUUUCAAACUUUACCACAACAGAAAACACUUGGGUCUCCAAAUACCACCAUAAUGGCCAGCAUUAAAAUACGGUAGCAUAGUAGGACUAAGUAUUCAUUAAAAACAAAGCAGAAGUUUUAUUUAACAAGUGUAUUUGAUAUUUUCGGCCACGAAACAUUACACAGUUUGAUCAGUAACACUGUGUUUGAAUAUUUAGGUAAGUGAUUCUUUGGCACACCACUAGAUAGAGCCAGUGUACCAAUAGUGAUACACGUACCACAGUUUGUAUAGCCCUGAUCUAGAGAUUUAAGCAUUGAAAGUUAAACUAAUAUAUAUUGAUGCAUGACUUAUUUUUAACACUUUUAUGAGAGGGGGGCAUUUUGAAUCUCAGGCCUUUAUUCUCAUUGUCAUUGUUUAAAAAGUAACAAUGACCCAAAAGCCAUUUUGUUAUGAAUGAUUUAUCUAUUUAAGGCUCCGAUUACUUAAAAUCAAAUAUUUCAGUUUGAAAUUUUUUUAGUGGAAAAUAUUGCAUAUUUUGUGGUCUUGCAAAAAAAAUCUGGGUUUUCUUUGAUAAGAAGGGCAUAAAAGGUAAAAAAAUGUAAAGCUUUAUAUCAACGGAUAAAUCAGAAGUUAGCGUUAGAAAUAUAUGACUUGUUUUUAACACAUUAAUGACUGAGACCUUUUUGGGUCGCCAGGACCUUUAACAUUUACCAACAUUGAGGGGAGCCCUACUGGUCACAAUAAAUAUUGUAUUGGUUUUGACUAUGCCUGCGAUGAGGUGGCGACUUGUCCAGGGUGUACCCCGCCUUCCGCCCGAUCGUAGCUGAGAGAGGCUCCAGCGCCCCCCGCGACCCCGAAGGGAAUAAGCGGUAGAAAAUGGAUGGAUGGAUGGUUUUGACUAUGAAAAAUAUCAGAAUGGACCCCGUGGGCUUUUAUUUUUCAGUGUGCGGCUAUCAGUGGAAAAAGUUUGGACACCCCUGAUCUCAGACGUCCGACAUUGUGUUGUCCAGCCUAAGGAUGCUGGAAUUAAUUUUAGCAAGCCCUACCGGGUGACUGUAGCUUUAAUGCUAAUGAGCUGUGUUUGUCCACACUUGUCUCUAAGAAGCACUAUUGUGCACUUUAUCCACUUUUUCACCUCACUGUAACUCUGCACCUGUCCAACGUAAUAGACGACAUAUAUCACAUACGAUAACGCAACGUUAAGGAGUGGGGAAAAUGUUAGCAACUUUACCAUAUAGUUUUAUUAGCUACGAUGCUAACAUUACAUCACAUUUUAACUGCAACAUCGUGCUAGGCUGGCAUAUUUGCUGAAGAACAACAAAACAACCUAAUUUACAGCUCCCACGUCUGUAUCUGACUGAUGGGCAGUUGACAUAGCUCCAAGCUGUAUUUUAAGAUGUGUAGUGAAGCCUUUAAACAAAGCCUGUUAUCGUGCUAACUUUUAAGCGUAAACAGAUUCAACCAAAUUAUGUGUUAAGAAUGAUUUAUAAAUUGGGGUCAGACGGAUUAUAAGAGUAAAACGCCCACUGCAAUACCAUGAACCCUGAUAUGUCCGUCACCAUCUUUUUUUCCCUUCAAACCUAAGAGGCGGUACAAGGUGUGUCGUCCCCUUAUGUGUAUCGACAGAUAUAAAGUCCACCGCUCGUCUAAUCUGACAUGGCACACAUGCAGCAAAUCCUUUAGUAUGUCACAUUGGAUUCCUGCCCCUCCCCCUCUUGCCCUCACACCCAUGUUGCCUCAUCCGUGCAGGGUGGAUGACCAUCUGCUGAACUUCACUCAACUGUACUAUGAAGCUGCGGCCAUGUCUUUGCAAAAGAGCCCCCGAUAGGAGAUUCCCAAUAGGCUCUUCCAGGCUAAGGUGGCUGUGACUGACACUCACCUCCUCUCCUCUCACAGAUUAGGCAGACACAGAAGAAAACCGUUACUCACGUUGCUACAAGAAGACAAAAAAACACCUACACGCUAAGUUCUCAGACAAAGUGAGGGAAUGUUGGCGGCAAACUUGGAGCGAUUUUACUUGAAAGGAGAAUCUUCACCAUUGUUUAUAUUAGUAUGACACCUUGCCUUUACGCCUCCAGGAGGUUACGUUGGCUCUUGUUGUUCCUUUGUGUUACAGACCAAGUGUUCCCACUUGGGACC